GCGAGGAGCACAACAGUCUUCUCUAACAAAUGAAAGGAUGGGGGGCAUCAGCAGCAGCUGAACUCCGAGAAACUGGAUCAGGGGUCGAGGGGAAAGAACUGCUUUCUGCUCACCCUCGGGUGACUUUUGUUGGAUUUAAUCCCCGGUCCACACCAACAUGCCAUUUGCCAAACGAGUCGUGGAACCUCAGUUACUGUGCAGGUAUCAAAUCCCAAACGAGGAGGGUCUGCUUUUCGAGGACCUGGUCUCCAUCAGUAAUGUGGCUCUAUCUCGGACCUUGCGGCAGCUGUCGGACCUGGCUAAACAUGCCUGCUCCAUAUUCCAGGAGCUGGAGAACGACCUCACCUCCACCAACCUGCGGGUCAGGGGGCUGCAGAGCAAGAUCAGCCUACUUCAGCAGACCUGCUCCGAGCUGGACCCCAAACAGGAGGCAGUGCCGGUGUCCAACCUGGAUGUGGAGAGUAAGCUGACGACACAUUACCAGGCCCCCUGGCACCAGCAGAGGAACAUCUUCCACCCCUCCACGCGGCCAGCAUGUGUAGAAGAGCUCCACAGGCAAGCCAACCUCAGCCUGUGGGCCCUGCACCAAGAUCGCCAGAGGAGACAGUCAGGCAGCCGGGAGCGGAGGGUAACCAUCUCGAUCUCAGCCGUGCCCCCCAUUCCCAUAUACCCCUCCCCUCACAUCAUACAGGAUCAAGGAAACAGCGGCACCAAUCUGACAACGUUUGAAUCCACCCGCUCCUCCUCCCCCACCGAAUGUUGCCGCUUCUCCCCCUGGAGCAGAAAGGCUGCGCCCUCUGACCCCGACACUGACGGGGUGGCUCUAGGUCACCGGUCUAAGUGUCCCAUCCCUAACAUCCCCUCCACCCUGGACAAGCAGACUAACUGGUCUAAAGCCCUGCCGCUGCCCACCCCAGAGGAAAGAAUGAAAACCAAUUCCCAAGUCAUCACCUCAUGUGUCAUCCCCAUUAAUGUGACUGGGGUUGGCUUUGACAGAGAUGCCAGUGUGCGCUGCUCGCUCGUCCACUCGCAGUCGGUGCUUCAGAGGAGGAGGAAGCUGAGGAGACGGAGGACGGUCGCCGGUGUUCCCAGACAGGUGCAGCAAGAUCUAGACUCUGAUGACUCUCCAGGCUCCAGAGAGCGGACAGUGAUCAUUCAUGCCAGUCCAGACAUCACACCCUCCAAUGAGGAGCUGGCCAGCCAUCUCAGCACCAGAGACUCAGGCUGCCAGACAGAGGACUUUCUGAUCUCAGGAGCUCCAUCUCGGAGGAGGAUCAGGGCCCAGAGAGUCCAGGGAGUCUCUGUCUCCCUUUCUCACUCUGCAGGCAACAUCUCCUCCCUGCCGGACAGCGCUGACACCAUGUUCACUGCCUCUGUGGGUGCACGCCUGCGCUCCAGGAGCCUGCCCCGGGACGGGAGCCGGAUGAUGGACAACGGGCACAAUGACAGCGAUGAUGAGGAGGAGCUUUCCCCGUUCGACACUGAGGAUUUCCUGCCUGGACCCGGGGAGCUGAUUCUGAAGGACGAAGAGGAGAGCACAGAUGACCAGGCCAUGUCUGAGCACCAGCUGGGCCUUAAGUAUAAGCAGCUCUCGGAGAGUCCAGAGCGCAGCUGGAUGGAGAGGACCAGAUCCCAGUUGCCCAGGAAGGCCGACCUGGGCAGCUGUGAGAUCUCAUCCAGCUCAGACACCUUCAGUAGCCCGGUCCACUCCGUCUCAGCUGCGGGGGUGCUCGGAGGCCAGAUGGACCACAAGGACGACCACCAGUCUUCUAGUGGUAACUGGAGCGGGAGCAGCUCCACCUGCCCCUCACAGACCUCAGAGACCAUCCCCCCCGCAGCCUCUCCGCCGCUGACCGGCUCCUCCCACUGUGAUUCUGAGCUCUCCCUGAACGCCACCACUCACAACAACGAUGACCAGACCAGCUUCAUGCUGGACCACUACCAGGGCCUCAGGCCCCAGCGGGCGGGCUCCUUCUCCUCCACAGCUAUGGACAUAUUAGAGGAAGCGGGGGGCAGCACUCCCAUCGAGCAGGAGUGGAGUUACCCCCACCCCGAGCCUCCACACUCACAGGACUUCAGCCCCGAGCCGAGCAGAGAGGCGGAGAGCAGCCUGGGCUGCCCGAGCUUCACCAGCAUGGCCACCUGUGAGAGCAGCUACUCUGACAAGCCGCUGUCGGAGAAGGCGGACACCGUCUCACACUACUCUGUAGACACUGAAGGCUACUACACCUCCAUGCACUUUGACUGCGGUCUGAAAGGCAGCAAAAGCUUCACGUAUAACUAUGCAGCCUCUGGCUCCGACUGUGGCCUGUCUGACCUCAGUGGUCACAUGACUCUGGGGAGACGCUGCCUCUCUUUAAGGAAACCAAAGGUGAAGCCGUCUCCGCCUAAGAGGAGCUCCUCCUUAAGGAAAAUAUGCAGUGACGGGAACAUCCCUGACAGGAAAGAACCAAAGAUUACAUGUGGCCAGCAGCUUCCGCUGUCCUCCAAUCAGAGGAGGCUGCAGCUGGUUUUGUCUGGCUCUCCAGGUCAUAUAGAAAACUCUUCACUCGGCAGAGAGCCUCUGGUGGUGUGGGGGGUGGAGGGCUCGGCCGAUCUACCUGACUUAGGUGUUUUUAGCUCCACAGAUGCUCAUUCGUUUAAGGACGAGGGGGUUGUACAGUCAGACUAUGCAGAUCUGUGGCUGCUGAACGAUUUAAAAUCCAGCGAUCCGUACCGAUCUUUGUCAAACUCCAGCACGGCCACAGGUACAACUGUCAUCGAAUGCAUCAAGUCACAGGAAAGCUCAGAGUCCCAGACGUCCCAGUCCGGCUCCAGAGCCACCACGCCCUCACUUCCAUCAGUGGAGGGUGAGUUUAAACUAACCUCACCAGAGAAGCUGGCAGGCCUGGCCAGCCCAUCCAGCGGCUACUCCAGUCAGUCAGAAACCCCCACCUCCUCUUUCCCCUCCGCCUUCUUUCCCGGGCCGCUGUCACCCUCCAGUGGCAAGAGGAAGCCCAAAGUCCCAGAGAGAAAGUCGUCUCUGUCAUCACUGUCUCUGCAGUCGCUGUCCUGCAAGGAUGGAGCUUCCUCGAAGAGAGACCUGGAGCUGCCGGUAAUCCCCCCCUCCCACCUCGACUUAAGUGCCCUUCAUAGCAUCAACAAGGCAGCAGGUUUCAGGACCCAGAUUCAGACACUUCACCAAAACAAACAGAAAGCUGUAGUGACACCCAAAGCUGCAGCACCCACUAACUCAGAGGUGUUUCAUGUCCACACCCUGUCCAUCACACCCACAGUGCUGCACUCAGUACAGCUCCGACCCGUCAGCAAAGACACUGAAGGAGGUCAUGUGGACAAAGCAGCUGCCAAACUGAAAAGUAGUAAAUCAUUAGAGUUUAAGAGUCCACUUUUACACAACUCACAUCAUCAUCAUCAUCAUCAUCAUCAUCAUCACACAUCGUCGAAGCAGAUGUGUGAGUCAGUGUUUACCUCAAAUGAAGAAGAUCUUCUUCAUGGAGAAGCAGCUUGUCAGAGUGAGAUGAGGGACGAGCAGCACAGAGAGAGUGAGACAGCUCACAGACUGCAGUCAGAGACAUCAGAGGACGCCUCGGAGACCACCACUGCCCAGGAAGGAGGGACGAUACAAACACCUGUCUGCUGGCAGUCUGAGCCUCUACAGCAGCAAAGACCUGAGCCCUGUGAGGAGCAGACCUGGUCCGCUCCCUCUGUUCUGCACAGUUCACCACAGAGAUCCCACAGUCUUGAUAAAGUGCCUGCUACUGACGCCCAACCAGAGGUGCUGCAAGAGAGUCCGCUCAGUAAUGAAGGCUGCAAAGAGGAGGAACAUGAGUCGUCAGGUGUUUCAGCCGACAGUGCCUCUCAGGACGGGAAGGACGAGUCCACAGCAGAGGCCGAGGGCGACUUCACCAAAGACUCUACACCCAGUGACAGCACAGGGUCCCCGCUGAGGGAUGAGUCCAGGCCGGAGGACGAAAGUGUGUUUCUGUCACCCACCAAGACUCGCACCACAGAGGAUCUGUUUGCGAUGAUUCACAGGUCCAAAAGGAAAGUGUUGGGCAGGAAGGACUCCACUGAGCUGGGUGUGAGGAGCCGCGUCAUUGCUGCAUCAGGGAGCACACCACCCAGCAGCACCACCAGCAGCCCGAUGAACUCCCCAGUCUCCCUGGUGUCACCCUCCUCCCCUGUGACCCCACCAGGCGUACAGAGAGUCCCCGGGCCCAUCUACAGGAACGCAAAGAAGUCCAGCACCUCCAACGAGGAGUUCAAACUGCUGCUGCUCAAAAAGGGCAGCCGCUCGGACUCCAGUUACCGCAUGUCAGCUACAGAGAUCCUCAAGAGCCCCAUCGCUCCUAAGUCUCCUGGAGAGUCUCUGACGGAGUCGCCCAGACAGCCUGAGGAGCUCUCCUCCCCCCUGCAACAGCUGCAGCAUAGUUCAGGACCAGAUCAGCUCUCCAGCCCCAAAGCCAACGCUGAGGGUUUCUCCCCGAAAUCCUUCCUCACGUCUGCUGCGUCCAGGCAGGGCCGCUCCAGAAUCCCCCCACCCGCCAACAGCAGCCGCUACAGCAUGCGCAGCAGACUGUACUCAGCGCCCAUGCAGGCGAUUUCUGAGGGCGAGACCGAGAACUCAGACGGAAGUCCCCAUGACGACCGCUCUUCACAGGGCUCCACGUAGAAAACAGAGAAGUGUCAGAAGGUGUGAAAUGAUUUUGUUAGUUUACAGAUAAAACAAACGGACCAGAGUGAGUUAUAAUAUAUAUGAGAUGUAGAAAGAGCAGGAGCAUUGAUGAGGUUCAUGUGGUUCACAGAACACGAGGGAAAAACCACACUGUUAAAAAAAAAUAUAAAUGAACUAAUGGUGUUUUAUAGCUGUUUCCUAGUUGUUGUUUUUUUUCUGUGGAUAUUUUAAACAAGUUCAAAAAUAUUUUAUACAUAAAGUAUUUCUAAAAAAAUCACUUCAUGAAAUGAAUAGUUAGAGUAAGAAUCAGGGAACCAGGUUAUUUAGCAUCUGCUUUCAGUGAAAAUAAAAUAUGAUUUAUGAAUAGAAAUUAAAGGCAAAACUUUAUUCCAGUUGAGUUCACAGCAAAUACAGGCUUAAACAUAUUAUCAACAGUCAGACACCCAGCUGACUCCACUCCUUCAGCCCUAAGAGUAUUUUAAUCUUUAAUCCCUGAAAUUGACAUUUUUUAUCUUGAAAACAGACAAAUAUUUUGUAUUAGCUGUUUGUAUUCUAUGAAUACCUAUGCAAUUAGACAAUUUGUACAUUUCCUCCAGCCAGUUACACCAAAAUGAUUUUCAUACCACGACCUGAGCAUCAGGACUAAAAGUGUGUGAGAAACAGCAGAAGAAAACAAUGUGACGCCUCAGUGCAUCUGCUCAAAUCUGAUGUGAUGUCUGUGUAUUUCCCUCAGUCCUUUUUAAAAGCAUAUAGUAAAUUAUAUCAAAGAUGAUGUAUUAUUACAACUUUUUAAAAUUCUCAUGCAAUAACAUGAGUGAAAGAGGUGAGACAGGAAACGUCAGAGCCAAGCACUAACUCGACAAUCUCUGGAAACAAGAAGGAGGCAGGUGUUAACGUGGGAGGUGAAAAAGUGAUCAAAAAGUUGGAGGUGGUGAAACAGGAGCUGUGAGCGAAUGAGGAGGUCAUAUGUUUAAGAAGAAAAAAACGUAACAAUGGUCAUUUCUGGUUUGCUGACUUGGUGUGUUUACGAAUCGUUGAAAGAGGCAAGUGGAAAGUGUUCAGGAGGAUCAAAUACAAAUAUUUUAUUUUACUCAGCAAGAGACAAGAAGUGACAGAGCAGCUUCGGGCCGCAGCAGGUUCGAGUGUUUCUGUGAGAUUUUCAGUUGUGAUGGAGGAUGAAGGGUUAAAUUUGAAACCAGGUCUGUGGUGAAGAGAGGAGGUUCUGGAUUUGAUGAUGACGACGGACGACGGUCUGUUUUAUUCCCCAUCAAAGAUCUAACUGUCACAUUCUAUGUGUCUGAACAAUCUAAAUAUAUUUAUUUUUUAUAACUGACACAGAAAAUCUCCACACGCUCCUUGAUUUGGUUUAAAACCUGAAACUGAAAUCUUUAAAUGAAAGUAUAUUUUAUUCAAAUGCUUAUUUUGUUUAUAAGAGACAGAUUAUAAAUCUUAUUUGAGACACUGGCUGCAGAGACAAAUAGGCAAGCAACUCGUUAAAUGUCAUUAAACAAUGACAUAAACAGUCAUAAGCUAGAGGAGAGGUUACAGAUGUAACCCAGGCGCUCUGAAGCUGGUUUACUAUCCUGCACAUUCACAAUAAUUUACAAGUAAAUUGUGUUUAUUGCAGCGGUGGUAUUCAACCAUUAUGCAAUGUUGACUGAGUCGAUGUAGCCAUAUUGAAGACUGUUCUCCACUAUUGGUACACUGUAGAUAUCAACUUCAUUUUGGCCUUAAUAAUGAUACUCCACACUGAUGCAACUACAUAGAACAGGGUACACAGUGGGGUGUGUGUGUGUGUGAACCUUCAUUCCAGCAUUUAUUUUUGCACUGAUAAAGUGAUGUUUGUGAAGUUUCAGUAGUCUCUUGCUGUACCUGGAGAUAUUCACCAACCUUUACAUGGAGCUGUUUGACUUUCCUUUGAGUAAUAUUCACACUUUAGGAGUGGAGUAGAUGCUUCUGCCAAAGGCUAGAACGUGUACAUGUUAGUGGCAUUGAACUGUUUUUCUCUUCUCGUUUACUUGACUCAAACCAAUACUAAAAGAAAAAGAAAUACGGCUUAUUAUAACUUAUGGUACUAGAUACAUUUCAUUUCAGAUCAGCCUCUGUAUACUGUAGGUAUCAGCUUUGUAUUUUUUUGUACAAACUUGUAAAUACAAUAACUUUUGGAAUUGUCUCAAAGGUUGUUGAAUUGUUUCUUAUGUAAAAAAAUGUUUUGAAAGUUUACAUUAAUUUCAAACCUUUGUAUAUUUUUGAGCUGUGGAACACUUUGUCUUGUAUUUAUUUUUUAGUAAGCAUUGUGGAAAUCCCAUAGUAAAUCCUAUCAAAGCCAACUGCUAGCACAACAGGCUGCUUAGCAAAUGUGUAUAAAAAGACAA
This is a messenger RNA of Seriola dumerili (greater amberjack), 7050 nucleotides long. It is a transcript of the gene nhsa, whose product is annotated as NHS actin remodeling regulator. Gene Ontology annotation, biological process: cell differentiation; lens development in camera-type eye. NCBI's taxonomy places the organism in Eukaryota, Metazoa, Chordata, Actinopteri, Carangiformes, Carangidae. The transcript has 9 exons. The coding region runs from base 158 to 4672 and encodes 1504 amino acids. The record is from RefSeq and is a predicted model, not a curated record.